This is a messenger RNA of Penicillium macrosclerotiorum, 2136 nucleotides long. RefSeq lists its product as uncharacterized. The coding region runs from base 1 to 2136 and encodes 711 amino acids. NCBI's taxonomy places the organism in Eukaryota, Fungi, Ascomycota, Eurotiomycetes, Eurotiales, Aspergillaceae. The transcript has a single exon. Gene Ontology annotation, molecular function: protein binding. The record is from RefSeq and is a predicted model, not a curated record.
AUGACGGUCCCCGAGCCCCCCUUUAAACUAGAGGGUCAUUGUUCUGCGAUCCAUAGCAAUACGCUUUACGUAUUCUCUGCCAAUGGAUUCGCUUACAUUCCUCUUGAAGUCAAUGGCACGUGGCAUUCACUGAAAUCGGGGGUUGCUGUUUCCAAUGCCACAUGUGUGAUUGGCGGAAUGGAAGGGAACAACGAUGACGAAGCUCUGUAUGUGGUCGGCGGGACCGCCACCGAUUCCGACUCAAAUUACCCAGGUCUCCAGCGCUACUCCUUCAGUGGUCAGACAUGGGCGACACUUGGGUCAGCGGCAACCUCGAUGACAAGCCGAGUGGGUCAUGGCGCCGGUUAUCUUGAAACAAAUUCCUCCAUCAUUGUGUAUGCCGGCCAUCAGGAUGGUAGUACAGGUGCCUCUUCAGAAUCGUUUCUCAUUUCGACAGUAUCACCAUACGGCAUGGAAUCGCAACUCGACCAGGGAGCUCCAGCGCUGAGCUCCCCUGUGCUUCUGACCUGGAAUACAUCUACAGUGGCCAUGAUUGGCGGCUCCGAUACCAACUACGGUGUCUACUUUUUUCGCGACGGACCGGGCUGGACAACAUCUGCUGCAACCCUGCCGACGGCUGUCUCUUCAUCCUCUCACGGCGCCUUGCUAUCCAAUUCUGACGGCAGCAACAAGAUUUUCGAGCUAUUCGACAUGGACGUCUCUCCGAACACCGUGACAAGCUACGAACUAGUUGACUCCGAUGGAAAUGAAGAAAGUCCCGCUUCUACUGUCGGUGCUUCUUCCUCCAAGAAGCGUAGCUCCAGUAGCUAUCCAACCUAUAAUAGCACCUUUGCAUCAUCGAACAAGUGGUCGAACUAUGCUCUAGCACAAGGUGGAAAUGGCCUGGUUGUGCUCUCCAGUGGGAAAAGCAAUGAUUCCCUGGCCAUAUUCAACCAGACCUCCAACUCCUGGGUCAAUUCCACGCUAUUGUUCCAGGGGAAGAGUCAGCAGGCUAUUUUGAAACCAACCACAACGUCUUCAACUACCACAACGCCGACAUCUGCAGCUACCACUUCCGCUUCGACAUCGGCUUCAUCCACUCCGACAUCUACUGGCGCUGCCGCCGCCAGUGGUUCUCAUACUGACACCAAUGUGAUAAUCGGUGCCACCCUCGGCAGUGUUUGCGGCGUGGCCUUGAUUUUGCUGUUGAUUCUUUGGUUGCUUAAGCGGGGAAGACAACACAGGGAACAAAACGGAAAGUCUCGGGGCAUUGACAAAGACCGUCUCAGUUUCCAAGACCAGGGCAUAGAAUCCCUGGCUGAUGGAGCAUACCCGAUGGCCAAAAGCCCUGUCCCAGUCGCCACAAUGUCGGCUGAUUCACUGGCUAUCAUAUCCGGUAAAUAUGCUGGAGAGAAGUCUCUCAAGCCUCCUCCGGCGAAAUAUGGAUAUGGUCUGUCUGCGACUCCUGGUAAAAGCAGUCCACUCUCCACUAUUCCGUCCAGCGGUCUCGCGCCCUCGAGCAUGUAUUCUGAAGACGCCUACCGCGAUAGCAUUGCACCUUCAGAGCCAGGUAACAAACCCGGUGAUCGGACCACCGAUGAAGGAUGGGGUAAAUACUUCGAAGACAACAACGCGACGAAUCUUGCUGGAAUGCAGUCCGAUCGCUCGACCGUCAGCUCCGUUUACACCAAGUCCGAUUACCGCGGCAGUGCCUGGCCCAUGACUAACUUAACACCGUUAAACUUCGGCUUCCUCGACCAGCCCAAGCCCCUCGGCCGCGUUCACAGCGGUAGCCCAACUACCGAAAAUGCGUCCACAGGGCGCAACCUCUUCAUCCCUGAGAGCCAGUCAGCCCGCAUCUCGAGCGCAGACUCCAUUAGUGUCGCCUCGGACGAUGAUCCCCAUGAUACGAAUUGGGCCCGUGCACACCAAUCCAGUUGGCUUGGCCGUCCCACUAGCAGUAACUACACCACAAGUUUCUACAAUACCAGCACUAACGACCUGCCUGGCGUUAACGCGCAAGCCGCCGCGGCCCGACAGUCGAACGGUCGACGCUCGAGUGUCGUAAUACCUGAUGACAUUGAUGAGAUACCCAUUCAGCACCGGGGUAAUGUCAACUCAGAUAUGAGCUGGUUAAAUCUCCAUGCUGAUCGGUAG